Molecule: messenger RNA, 4351 nt
Organism: Platichthys flesus (European flounder)
Lineage: Eukaryota; Metazoa; Chordata; Actinopteri; Pleuronectiformes; Pleuronectidae
Gene: vax1
Product: ventral anterior homeobox 1
Exons: 3
Coding region: 233-1180 (315 amino acids)
Biological process (GO): neuron differentiation; brain development; central nervous system development
Molecular function (GO): DNA binding; DNA-binding transcription factor activity, RNA polymerase II-specific
Source: RefSeq, a predicted model, not a curated record
AUCAUUGGGCAAAGGGAGUUUGGUCAGUGAUAAUAGGGCUCCUUGGUCUGGAGACAGAAGUAUUUUUCCAGACAUUAGAUAGCUGACUCUGUCCAGCUGGAAGGUGCUGUUUUGAAACUAAAACCCACACUGUCCAGACGAGCUGGUGUGCCGCGUUCUCCCAGAUAUCCUUUUUUUUCACUUGACAAAGGAAAAAAAAAGGCGAACCACAGGUCCUGAGGAUAAACUGAGGAUGGAGGUCAGGUACAAUCAAGAGACGGAAGGGAUGGUGCUGAAGAAUGGACUAAAGGAGGGAAAGGAUGGCAAGGACUCCCAAGGCAGCUUGUCCAAAAGCUUCCUCAAGGAGCAGCAGGACUCCUUUUCCUCCUCUGGGACUCUGGACAACUGCGAGAAGAACAGAGGGAGCACAGGGGACCCAGACUACUGCCGUAGAAUCCUAGUCCGAGAUGCUAAAGGCUCCAUUCGUGAGAUUAUUCUGCCGAAGGGUUUGGAUUUGGACCGGCCCAAAAGAACCCGCACCUCCUUUACUGCAGAACAGCUCUACCGGUUAGAGAUGGAGUUCCAGAGGUGCCAGUACGUGGUCGGGAGGGAACGGACUGAACUGGCCCGCCAGCUCAAUCUGUCUGAAACUCAGGUGAAGGUGUGGUUCCAGAACCGGCGCACUAAGCAGAAGAAGGACCAAGGGAAGGACUCUGAGCUGCGUUCAGUGGUUUCAGAAACAGCAGCAACCUGCAGUGUCCUAAGACUGCUGGAGCAGGGGCGGCUGUUGACACCUCCGGGCUUGCCAGGCCUUCUACCCCACUGCAGCAGUGGCACUCUGGGCUCUGCCCUGCGCCCUCCCUCCAUGGCCAUGGCCACCAAUGGUAGCAAUAACAGCAACAGCAGUGGUGGAGGCAGCACUGGCACGGCAGGCGGCAGCCCUCCUCUACCCACUGUCACCAGCUCAGGGACAGUGGCAGGCCUGCAGAGCUCAUCUGCAGCACACAGCCUCUUCACCUUCCCCAUGCCCUCCUUACUCAGUGGUGUCGCCACCCGCAUCUCCUCCAAUCCCCUGUCCAUGGCUGGAUCGCUGGCUGGAAACCUGCAGGAACUUUCCGCCCGCUACCUGAGCUCUUCUGCUUUUGAGCCUUACUCGCGGACCAAUGGCAAAGAAUCAAUUGACAAGAAAAUUCUGGAAUGAUGCCCUGUUUUCGCACAGAUGGAUUGUUUCCUCUGGACAUGUUUCAGUUGUUUCCUUGGCUUUCAUUGUCUGUGUUUGGUUUUGCUGAGUCUCUAUCAUCUAUCUGUGUCAAGUUCUGUAGCAGUUCAUGUAUUCCAGUUGCACAUCUGGCACCUUGUACAAGGAAAAACACAAGACCUGUACAACUCAUCUAAAAAUGACAGGGUGGAAAUGGGAGGAUUUGCACAAAAUAAGUAACUAAAGAUGUACAGAAAUUUUGAAUCAGAAAUCACUUUGAGGUGAUCAAUGAGGGAUCUUUCAGGUUUCUGAUGAUAAAAUCUCUGGUUAUAUCUGUUGGUCAAUUAUAAUCAUUUAGACAGGGUCCUAGAGAACAUAGCUGCUUCAUGCCGCAAAAUCUCUGCAAGGGGAAGUUGCAUUUGGUUUACAGCAAGGGAUAUAGGAUUGGUGACAGAAAGUGUGAAGUGAUUGUACCUUAUUGAAUUUAGUUUCAUUAUUUGAUUGUGUUGGGUAGUUGCAUGUCACCACAGUGAGUACAUAAAGAGGAAAGCAGCAGCAGAUUGGAAGACCCUGUCAGCAAAUCAGAAUGUUUAAAAUUUGAAAUGCAUCAUUACUUUUUUCAACAAAGAAUUGGGGAAGAAAAUUGCCUGUGUUUGAAGGUCACUGUCAGAGUGAAACCCAGUGCAUUGCACAUGCAAAUACAAUUUGCUUACGCAGAUACCUCUUACAAAUAUUGAUCUUACAAAAAGGAUCAUUUGUACAUCCAUUUGUAUUAAAUUUGGACCAAACCAAAACAUAAUCCAGAAAAGGUGUUGUCAUACAGUAUGAUGGCUCAAUUGUUGAGUCUUGUUUUCUCUGUGGUUUGGAGAAGAUUUUUUUUACAUUUUACAACAAAACUUCACUUUGUGGCAAUUUCUCUGUCAGCUGCGGCACCUGACUUUUUCGUUGCGUCUGUGAUUUUAAUAACACUGGAAGUUCUCAGAGUUUCGGUGUACAGUUUGAUUUCAUGUGGAAGCUAAUUCCAGGAAUGAGUUGCUGAAAGGGGGAGUCCUAAAAAAGGCUUUUCAGCAUCAGUAAGCUGCUUGCUUUGUUGAACACUACAAGGUUUUUCAUUCAUUGAGGCUAUAGUAACAUUUCCUCUCUGUGUGAAAUUUUCAGAAUUCACAGCUUUCAUGGGAAGAUUUACGCAGAUCGAUGCAUGUAAAGACUGAAUGGAAUUAUUGGAGUAUAAAAAGGCCUGGAAAUGAGAAUGAGUUAUUUUAUUGUAAAUUAUUCAAUUCUGUAAUUAAUAGACUAUUAGUAUCUGGGAAAUAAUGAAUGAUGUAUUUGCAGGGUUGAGGAAUCAAUCAAAAAGUCUUUAGUGCUGUCUUUGUGAAAAAUCUUGAAAUUUGUGAAACGUGUGGUACAAAUGUGCAUACAUAUUAUGUAUAUGGAUACAAUCAAAAUGUGAUUUUCCUUUUUCUUUCAAACAUGUUGCUAUGAAUUGAGUUAUGAUAAAUUUCAUGACUGUUAUACCUCCAUGUUUUUUACCCUAUUUUUGGUAAUAUGACCUUCUAAUGUUAUCUUUCAUCCUUUGAUUACAGUGGAACAAUAUGUAGAGCUGGUGGUUUACAUUCAAACUUGUCUUAUGAUGGUAAGAUUAUAACAUGGGGCAAGAGGUUGUAAAAAAAUUAGAGAAAUUCAAAAACUUUUAAAUCAGUUAAAUCAGGACUCCAAUGUCGAUCAUCAAUAAUUUUGCCAUUUACUUUAUUUAUUAAUACACAAUGUAUGAAAUUAGUGAAAAAUGGCAUGACUGUCCUGAUUCCCAAAACUCCAAGCUGAUGACAUCAAUGUCUUGUUUUCCUAUGACCAACUGCCCAGAACCCAGGGAUAUCAUAGUUAAAAUGAUCUAAAUACAGAAGGCAGGAAAUUCCCACAUUGAAAUCUAUAGAAUCUGAGAAUGAAAACAAGUUCUUUGUCAAUUAAUUUUUUUUAUAAGCUCAAUAUUUGAUGUUUGUAUGAAAGGGUUUUAUUAUUGUGACUAAGGGGAAACUAGUAAAACAUCCAAAGGUCAAAUAAAAGAGUAGCCAAAUUGCCCCUUCUCAUAUAGAGAAAAGUGCUUCAUAUAGAUGCUCUGUAUGAAUGGGCUGUGAACUUCAGGAGCAACACUGAGUUUUGCUUCUCCAGCAGGCGGGCCCAAGUUUUUAAUAAGUGAUCAACACAUCGUUCGGUCUUAACCAGAGAAAGGCUGUCACCUCUAAGAGCUGAGCACAACCUUGAUCUUGUUUGUUUUGAGGGUUAAAAAAUGAUUUAGAGUGAAUACUCAUAUUAAAACAAACUAGAAUUGAACAACAAUAUAGGGAAGAAUAGUGUUUCCUCUAGUAAGAACCAUCUAUAAUAAAGAGCUCUGUCACUGAAACUAAAUCAUUUUCUGUUUGGACAGUCAUUAUCAAAAAAUAUAUGUUGUAUCAGGAUAUCAAAUGUUCAAGGUUUGAGUUUUUAACAACAUCUAACAAUCAAUCAUUGAUCUCGAGCUCCACUGGUGAAGACAAAGACGUGUGGUGAAAAACUUUAGAAAAAGUUAAUUAUAUUUAGAAUUUUAAACUACUGUUUCCAAAGUUAGCCCAAUUGUCUCGUGUGGAAUUCACACGGUUUUAGUUUUGUUUGUAGUGGGAGUAAAUAAACUUUCAUUGUACCUCCCACUACUGAACCCAAACCUAUGCCCUUAGACGCAGUGACAUUAGCUUACUGUUCACACUUAAUCUGUGCACUUAAUAGGAGUUGAGUCUGCAAGUGGACGAAAGGUCCUGGAUGAUCCUGCUGUAUGGUGACCAAGGUAUGCAGCAACACAGCUUUACUGAUUAUCCAUCAAAAAGAGAAAAACAUCUUUCCAUGACACCAUGAAAAGAGUCAGGUCAUCUGUUUUGUUUUUUUAAGUGUCUUAAAUAAAAGCUGGAAAACACAUUUAAGAGCAUUAUCAAAUCAUAAAUCCAGAGCAACUGUAUUCAAAGGAGUAGCAGAGGAUAUACACCACAAGCCCCUGUUCUGCACUGUGGCGUGCGUCCGCUGUUGCCAGUUGUGAGAAGUGAUGAUAUAAAUGUAAUCAAGUAGUGUACCUGUACCUGUAUCUGUACAUAUUUCCAAUGAAUGAUAUUUUCCACUUAUACAAUUUGACUUCAGUUAAAAGGAAAUUGU